This is a messenger RNA of Spodoptera litura, 1664 nucleotides long. RefSeq lists its product as uncharacterized. NCBI's taxonomy places the organism in Eukaryota, Metazoa, Arthropoda, Insecta, Lepidoptera, Noctuidae. Gene Ontology annotation, cellular component: nucleus. Gene Ontology annotation, biological process: regulation of transcription by RNA polymerase II. The record is from RefSeq and is a predicted model, not a curated record. Gene Ontology annotation, molecular function: DNA-binding transcription factor activity, RNA polymerase II-specific.
CGCCAUGCUUUUUUUUUAAUUUUUCUUUUUCGGCUUCUUUUUUUUAAUUAAAAAAAACAAACGCCUAUCUAUUCUCGGACGGAUGAAAAAUAGUGUUUUCGAUGAUGAAAGUGUUGAAAUUUUUCACAUAUUUGCAGUUAUUCAAUGUAAAUGAACAGUUUCCAGAUUUAUGAGACGAUUAUAUGUUGACUUGUCAGCACAAUCAAUAAUAUCAAAUACCUUUUUUGCAGUGUUUCCAACGCCAUAGUCUAAGAGUGUUUAACAACAACAAUGGCUGAACCACAAGAAGAGCGUUUUGUAAACGUUAUUCCAAUGCCGACUUCUCGCGCCAAAGUUAAGAAAGAAAUAUUUCAUGAUAAUGACGAUGAAUUCCACUGCCGACUCUGCUGGAAAGGGUUUGCCAGUGAGGUAGCACUCCGGAACCAUGCUCGCAUGGAGCAUAUUGAUGCUUAUGCUUCCGGAAACCCUGCGGUUUGGACUCAUGCCAAUGACAAGAAAAAACCACAAACAGAGGACAAUAUAAUCAAGCUGAAGACAGAACAGGUGCUGUCAGAGAUGGAGCCGACCAGCGUUAUGACUCUAGCUUCCAAUGAUGUCAGCUACAUCAUCAUCAAAGCCGAUGAAGGUCCGGAAACCAAGAAGAAGAGGGUCGAACGAGUUGUUAAGAAGGAGAAGGUAGUGAAAGAGGAAAAACAGGCGCCGAAGAAGGAUAAAACUGAGCCUAUCACCGGCCCCUUCGAAUGCCUACAACCUUCAACCCUGGUAGCAGAUGGAACCUGCCACCAGAUCUUUUUCUCAUGCUGCGAGUACUCUGCCCACUACCGGGACGAACAUACACGUCGUAGGAAGGGACUCCGCUGCCAAGUCUGCGAGAAACCACUCGCUUGCAGCGGGGAGGAGGCGCCGACGCCCUAUGCAUGCGAGGUGUGUGGCCUCGGUUUACAGACCAGCAAGGAGUUGUCCCAGCACACAGCGAUAGCUCAUGUCAAGCUAAAGCCCUUCGAGUGCAACGUCUGCCAUAAACGGUUCACUCAGCAUGGUGGAGUACUUCAACACAUGAGAAUGCAUACCGGAGACCGGCCGUUCCCCUGCACCUUCUGCCCUAAGGCCUUCACCCAGAAAUCAGGCCUCGACCAACACCUCCGCAUACACACCAAAGUCAAACCAUACCGAUGUGUUGUUUGCAGCAAGACAUUCUGCCAAUCCGUACAUCUCAAGCAACACAUGCGAACACAUACCAAUGUAGCACCGUUCCAGUGUGGGAUAUGCGAUAAGCGCUUUAAACAGAGUAGCCAUUUGAACUACCAUCUGAAGAAUCAUAACCCAGCCGUUAUGACAGAAGAGCAAAGAGCGAAGUACUCUGAACUGAUUGGUAUGAUGAACAACCAAGUUUUGGAGCAAGAAGCUACCGUGCAAGUGGAAACUGAGAUUGAUAGUGAAUGGUGUGUCGCUAUCGCUGAAAGCUGAAGAUGUAGUGUUUAAAAAGUGCUUAAGGAACUGUUCAUAGUGAUUUUGUGAAGUUCAAGUGUAAACAAACAGUGAUUCGUGUAGUAUAGUGAUUGUAGCAUGGACUGUUGAGGCGAUGCAUACUUAGGUAUCGUCAUGAGCUAAUGGUGACAUGUAAACAGUGACUCAUGUAGUGUGGAGAUUGUCCAGUCAACUGA